CACAAGCCCACACUGUACAGCCAAGGGCAGAGAGAACAGAUACUCACCCAGCUGCCAUGGCCGCUGCAGCUACAGCAGGGGAAAUACAAGAUGAAGCUAUUUGCUCCAUCUGCCUGGAAUAUCUGACGGAGCCGGUGACUAUCGCCUGUGGGCAUAACUUCUGCCGAGCCUGCGUCACCCGGUACAGUGAGGAGAACGGAACAGGGACACCCCUGACCUGUCCCCAGUGCAGAGCCCAGUUCCAGAAAAGGGAGUUCCAAAUCAACACACAGUUGAACAACAUCAUACAAAAGAUCAAACAACUGGGGUUAAAACCAGGAAAAGGGCAAAAGGAGGAUCUGUCUGAGAGACAUGAGGAACAUCUCAAACGCUUCUGUGAGGAUGAUGGAGAAACUAUUUGCUGGGUGCGUGAGAAAUCCCGGGACCACAAGUCUCACACUGUGGUUCCCAUUGAGGAGGCUGCCCAGGGAUGCAAGAGCCAGCGUCCUGGAAUCGUCUCAUGGUGCGUGGAGUGGUGGCAGUGGUGGGGGUGCUAGUCUUACUGUACCUAUGUGGGUUUUGGAAAGGUAGAGGAAAAGUGUUUGCCUACUCUCUACUCGUCUUCAGGAAGCUGCUGACGCAUCCCUCCCAACAGCCUGGAAGUCGGCAGGAUUCCCAGGAAUCUGAGCUCCCCGCAGUGUGUGACAGGGACGGGGAGCAGGCCCAGGGAACCAGAAACAUGAAUUGAGACCCAGCCCUGAAGAAGGGGGAAGGAGACCUGCUAAUGGAGGACAGACGCUUCCCCCUGGAACCCAGAGGAAGGGAUCCAUUAGGUGGGGACACGGGUGUGGCCCAGGAAACUGGAGCAGCAUUGCCAAUCCUCCAGGGUGACCAGGAGUCUGCAGGAAUUAAAGAUUAAUUUUGAAUGAAAGAUUAUGUCAUGUGAUAAAAUCUUCAGGAAUACGUCCAAUUAAAAUUGGCAACCCUAAACCGGAGUGCGGGGAGGGACCCAUUAAAUGGAGACAGACUUGGGCUGGGGAACCAGCUAGAAGAGCUGAUCCCUCCUAUGGUGCCCCUCAAUGGUGGUGACUAGACUGGGCGAAACUUUGCAUUUUUUGCCUCAAAUAGGUUUAGAUGAAGAUUCAGCAGUUUGCGAAUUCGUAUCCAGUCUGCUGAAUUGUUCACAUCCAGCCCCUCCCCCGGGUUCUCAACAAGUCGAAGCAUUUCAUUGAGACACUUUCCAAACAAACCAUUUUGAUUUUUCAGCUUGAAACAAUUUUUUGUUUAAAAAUGUCUUUCACUUUUAUUUUAAAAAUUCAAAAAGUUACAACCCUUGAAAUGUUCCUGGGUCUUUUUGUUUGUUUGUUUUUUUUAAAGCUCUUUGGUUCAUCAAAAAUUUGGAAAAAUUUUAGUUUUGUUCAACCUGAAACUGGUUUUUUUCCAUCUCUUUUUUGGAAUUGCCAGGGACCAAAAAAUUCUGUUUGCCCAGCUCCAGAGGCGGGUGAGGAUUUUGGCGAUUAUAUUGUGGGUUUCUGAGUCUCCUUGUUGCUCAAAGUUUUCUUACUGUAACAAAUUAAUUUGGGAUGAGGGCAGGAUGAGCAAAAGCUUCCUAAAAGUCGGGGGGGGGGGGCUGCUGGCACCCAAACUGUGGCCCAGCCCCUGUGCCACCCCUUCUCCUCAAGGUCCUGCCCCCUCAAACCGCCCCUUUCCCUGAGGCCCCCCCUCACACCGCCUUUCUCUCUGAGCUCCCACUUCACGCCAUCCCUUGCCCCCAAACACCCCCCGACCCCGCUACCUUCUCUCCCCCAUCAUCCAGUCGCUCACACUUAUUGCCAGUAAAAAGUGGUGGGCCCUGGUCUCCCCUGUUCCGGCACCCCUGGAUGAGAGAGGGGAGAGGAUGAAGAACUCCUUUCAAAUAUAACUCCCCCCCACCUCAAAAAAGCACAAUUUGCCAGCAACAGCAAAACAUGCACCUAACCAACCCGGGCCAGUCACGCUGUGUUGUGUGUGACAUUCCCGUCCUGGGGCGGUUUAUGUCUUUGAAAAGGUGAACCCUGCAGGCCUGGGUGUUUCUCUGGGUAAUGUGACCUCAGUGCUCCUGAUGAGAGCCGUUGUUUGUCAAUGUUUCAGAAGCAGACAUAUUUAUCAUUCAUGGACAGACAGACAUUUAUUCAUAAUUAGAACUGGUCAAAAAUAGCGGGGGUGGGGAGGUUCAUGAAAAUUGAAGAAGAAACCGCUUCCCCCCCCCACCCCCCAAUAUUCUUCAGACUUAUUUGAAAAUGUUUUUAAUUAUCAAAUUUUUGUUUAGUUUUGGUGGGAAAAACUCCACGUUCUCUCUCAAGUGGGCAGAGAAAUCCAAAACGUUUUUUUUAAAAAGGGAACUUUUUUCAAAUGAUCAAUGGAAUCCAAAGUGGCAUUUUUAAUUAAAAGGUUGCAUUGUAAGUGUAAAACCAUUUGGAACCAGCUCUAUUACUGUAUAACAAGAUGAGUUUAUUUUUCAUGAUGCAUUGUUUGGGCCAAGUUCCAAGUGGCAUUUCAGUUUUUGCACAGCUCUUCUCUUCUUGCGUCUGCACCUCUCAUAAGCUGUGGCCUUAAUCUCGGCCCUGGAAACACUUACAUGCAUAUUUAACUUUAAUUACUGCUGUGAAUAAUUCCAUUUCAAUGGGACAACUCUGAGGUCGGGUUUACACUACGGCCCUAUAUCGGUGUAACUAUGUCAUUUCUUUAAUUUUCUUUCUUUUAUAUGUGAAAGUUCUUGAGAGGUUAAAGCAGGUAAAAUACAUGAACAGAUUCGGACAGUCCGAGUUUGUCAGUGCAAAGUGACAGCAGAGAUGUGGUAUCUGCUAGUUUUCCACAAGUCUCUCAGGGUUACCCAGGAUAACUUUGGGGAUCUCUGUCUUGCAUCUGGAAUGUUCCCUGAAAGCGUCCAAACAGCUCAGAGCUACAGAACCAUUCCCUGGACCCAUUCUUAUAGCUGUCUUCCCCAGAAAGCAGUCUGGCAAGUGUUCCUGUCAGCUCAUUGCUAAGUUAUCUGUCAAAACACUAGAGUUUUCAGGUGCCUAAGUAGCCCCUGGAAUCAGGGUGAAAUUAUCCUCCCCACCACUACCAAAAUUGGAAAUGGUGCCCCGGAGUGCACGGGACCCUACCGUGCUUCCCCCAUAGGAACUGCAUGAACAGGCAACUCUGCAAGUUAUCUGCAUGCCUCUGCAAGUGACCCCCAUGCCUCUCCAUUUCCUUGGCCACAUGUAUCCUUUCCUCAUGCUGGCGGCUAAUCCAGAAAAAGAGGAAAAGAGCUCACCACUGCGACCAGGGAGGUGUUGGCUUGAGAUCAGCUGGUCAAAGCAGGCAAUAGGGACAGAAUCUGAGACUUGAAGCUCCUCGAGUGACCUCUGACCUUUCUAGACCUGCCCUUCAAUCAGACACAGCGAUUGUAAAGUUGAAUGUGAUAGUAACUAGACCCAUUUUAAACCCUUCACCACACAAGACAAAGCCCGUAGGAUUCAUCAUGAACUAUUUAUUUCUCCUCCCCUGGCUCCCUGCAGCCACCAGCCACCUUGGAGCUUUCCCUCGUCUCUCCCAGGCUGGGCUCACUUGAUUGCAGGAGCUCAGCGGAUGGUCCAGCUUUGCUCUUUCGCUUCCAUUCUUCACGUCUUUGGGUGGCUGCAUUGGCAACUGAGCAGCCUGAUGGAAACACUGAGUCCUCUGUCUCGGCAGGCAGGCCCAGCCGCCAAAGCCAAAGACUCCCUGAGAACAGGGGGAGGUUCGCCUGAACUCUCAGGAGUGGAGGCUGGGCCCAUAGGGUAGGGUUACCAUAUUU
Molecule: messenger RNA, 3796 nt
Organism: Chelonia mydas (Green sea turtle)
Lineage: Eukaryota; Metazoa; Chordata; Testudines; Cheloniidae
Product: E3 ubiquitin-protein ligase TRIM52-like
Exons: 2
Coding region: 57-536 (159 amino acids)
Molecular function (GO): zinc ion binding
Source: RefSeq, a predicted model, not a curated record